AUGACCAUCUCCCGAUGGACGCCGCUCACGAAGUACCCGCUAACCUCAACGAUCAACAAGUGCUUUCCACAGAGCGCAAAGAAGAGGGGGGUUCAUAAAGCUGAUAUUGUGAGCGACAAGCUAUGUGAUGAUAUUCUUCAACGCGUCUCGCCUUUUUUGCGCAAUAAACCCCCGGUGGAUAUCAUUGAUCUGUGGCCUGGAGCUGGGCUGUGGUCAUCGAAGGUCAAUGAUUUCCUAAACCCGCGACGGCAUGUCCUCGUCGAACCGAAUUUGGCAUCGUUCGAGUCUAUUCUCAAGCCUCUGGCGAAGAGCAAGCCAUGCUACGACCUACAGUCCAUGGAGAUCGACAAAUUUGAUGACUGGGAGAAUUUUAUUUCAAAACAUCUGCCGGAACAGGGAACAUCGAGUCGCGAUAGUUCUGGCUCGUUGGCCAAGAACCAUAGUUUGCUUGUUCUUGCCAACCCUCCCCCGAAUAAGUCCAAGCGAGAUCAUUAUACACCGGCACGAUGGUGGUCAAUACUUAUGGAGACUUGUAUGCGGCAGUCAGGGAUCAAUAGCUAUGGCAGUGUGCGGCUUCUGGUCACGAUGCCAACAGCUGAAGCCCUGGCGGUUAUGCCACGAUCCGUCAUCGACCGCAAGCGGGUAUCUCUCUUGACAGAGAGCAUAGCAGGCCAUGUGUUUGAAGUUGCAGGUACUGACAGCUAUGGUAUGUGGUCGAGUUGGAAAGGCCUUGGUUUGAUCAAUGACAACGCGGCUCGUGUCGCUGAGAGGGCUGCGGAGCAAAACGUCGUGGUCCCUGCUGGACGAGAAUUGCCUCCUCUUCCAUUGGCGCCAGAAAGCCCGGAGGGCUCUUCAAAAAUCCAUUGCCCCCAUGCUCCUCGCCUUAGGACUAACAUGCACGAUAAAGUCUCUGAUAUUAUCCACUCCUCCCAGGGCGAAAAACUCGAUGCAGUGACCUCCAAACGUCGACAGCGCGCUCUGUCCCAACUGAACUUGGACAAUCGGAAAGCUUAUACGCGUGAACAGAUGGCUAUAAAGCAAAGGGAGCUCAAUGGGCAGGUCAAGGCCUUGUCAAGAGCAGCGGCGGAUCCAAACAUAGACAACGAGGCACUGAAGUCGGUGGGGGACAAGGCCGAGGCCAUGAAAGCCGCUCUUCUGGAGGAAAUCUCUGCCUUGCACUUCGAGAUCCAAAGAGAUCUCUCGAACCAGUCCGAUGAUGUACGAGCCAGCAUCCAGUCUGGUAGCUUUGACAGUGCUAUCCUGCAAUGGGACCGUCGGCCAUUUGAGCCAUUGUUCAUUGAGCCAGAGGAGCUUUUCCCCCGAGAAACCACCGAAACCAUGAUCUAUUUUGAAGCGAAUGCCAAUUCAAGCGUGAUACAAAGGAUCAACGCACUCAGCCCUUCUGAGCAGGGCGACCUCUUCCGGCUGUUUGACGCGCUGUCUCUUUCCUUUAGCAGCCGCAGCACCAUGUCAACAGCAGAGCUUCUUAAAUUGAUAUUCCCCGAUCGAACCAUUAAUGACAUUGUCCGAUCGGUACCAAGCUUGUCGAUCUUUGCGUGGAAGAGCCUGAAGUCCGAUUUUGCCAAUUGGCCGAGGACCGUCCAGGGGAGUGCUACAGAGCAGGAAACGGGCCAGCUCGACCCGGCUGCGUGCUUCCAGGAGAACCUGGAUUAUGAUUUGAGCGGAGUACCUCUCCGGAUUCUGAAUGUUACCACAUUGUGGGAUAUUCUCUUUGAGUAUCACAAACAACCUAUGAAGAUAUCCUCGAUGCAAUUGAUUCGACUGCUGGGGGGUUCGUUAACCGCAUUCAGAUCAGGCGAAUACGGUGACGUUUCUCGGAAGAGGUUGCAUUGA
Aspergillus wentii DTO 134E9 is the source of this 1854-nucleotide messenger RNA. RefSeq lists its product as uncharacterized. NCBI's taxonomy places the organism in Eukaryota, Fungi, Ascomycota, Eurotiomycetes, Eurotiales, Aspergillaceae. The coding region runs from base 1 to 1854 and encodes 617 amino acids. The transcript is spliced from 2 exons. The record is from RefSeq and is a predicted model, not a curated record.